Messenger RNA from Seminavis robusta, 477 nucleotides. Lineage: Eukaryota; Bacillariophyta; Bacillariophyceae; Naviculales; Naviculaceae. The record is from the annotation of a GenBank genome assembly.
AUGUCUAUCUUGAGAGUUAUCGCACCAUAUGCUGAUAGUGGGGACAAAGUGGAUUCUCCUUACUACGGAUACUUUAUGCGUGUGUUGGGCACCAUGUCGGUCACAUUCAAGGUCAACCCACUGAUUCCCUACAUCGGUGUUGGCUUCAAUGAGCUUUAUGGCAGCCACGUCGAUCCGAGCGAUGUCCACUCUUGCGUUUCGAUUGAAUCUUUUGAUGUUGAUGAUGCCGACCAUCUCACUGGAAUUUCCAGCUUGGGCCAUUAUGAUGUUGACGCUUCCCCAAAAGACUUCUUGGAGAACUUUGACCAGCAAGAGCUCCGUGAAGUAUUGCGCCUGGAAAGCCAGCCUCAAGGCAAUACAAACCUAGAAGACACGAUCUAUGAUAUCUUUGAUACCUACCUUCACUAUUGGGGUGCUGCAGGCUUCGAAUUUGACUGGAUGCACAAGUUCCGCACUGUGACUGGCAUCUUGGAUUGA